AGCCGGUGGGAGGGUUUACAAAUCAUAAUCAUAAAACUUCUUGCAGUUGUCAGGAGGACGUGAGCCAGAGAUCGGAGAAAGUAAUUGUUGGGGCUUUCCUACGUGCAGAAAAAGAUUUUUUUUUUUGCAACCUUUGAUCCUAGUCUGAGAGCUGUCUGGACACUCACAUUGGCAGAAGCUGUGCAGCAGAUAACACUGUGGGGCUGAAACUAGAGUGUUUUCUCUAAGGAAGGAGUGUAAUAUGGGUGGCUGGUGGGCAUCUCUCUUCAUCUUUCUGUGGGCAGUGAUGGAUCCAGGGGCUUUGGGGCUGGGACCCCACACCAAGGGGAAAGACCCUGCAGAACGGUCCCAGCAUCGGGUGCAACGAGGCGCCUGCACCUACACAUUCCUGCUCCCAGAGGCUGGAGACUGUGACUCCUUGGUUGCCGAGUACCAGGUUUCCAACUCGCUCCAGAGAGAUGCUCCACCUGCGGCUGAGGCCAAGUGGCCGGUCAAGAGGCUUCAGCAGCUGGAAGACAUCAUGGAGAACAAUACCCAGUGGCUGCAGAAGCUGGAGGGCUACAUUCAGGAGAACGUGAGAAUGGAGAUCUCCGACAGCCAUUUCAGUGUUGUGCAGAACCACACAGCAGCCAUGCUGGAAAUUGGUACCAACCUUCUGAACCAAACUGCAGAGCAGACCCGCAAGCUCACUGAUGUAGAGAUGCAGGUUCUCAACCAAACCUCACGGCUGGAAAUCCAAGUACUGGAAAACUCCCUCUCUACCAACAAACUGGAGAAACAGCUUCUGUUGCAGACUCACGAGAUCAACAGACUCCAGGAAAGGAACAGCUUCCUUGAGAAGAAGGUCCUGGCUCUGGAAGGGAAGCGUGAGGAGGAACUUCACGGCCUUAGAUCUGAGAAGCUGGAAAUGCAAAAGUUGCUUUCCAAGCAGGCGGACUUUGUUGGGCACCUGGAGCAGCGUCUGGGCAUGGCCCUCCUGAACAACACUGCCCUACAGAAACAGCAGACCUCACUGGCAGAGACGGUGAAGCAACUGAUAGGCUUGGUGUCCCAGUGCAACCAAAUUUCUCUUGCCCACUUAGAAGAGCAGAGGACGUUCAAGGAUUGUGCUGCUGCCUACAAACUGGGAUUCACCAAAAGCGGAGUCUAUACCAUAAGGUUCCCCAAUACCACAGCUACUGCUAAAGUACUUUGUGACAUGGAAACCAGUGGAGGAGGCUGGACGGUGAUCCAACACCGGAAGGAUGGGUCUGUGGAUUUCCAGCGCACCUGGAAGGAAUACAAACAGGGCUUUGGGUCCCCACCUGGGGAAUAUUGGCUGGGCAAUGACUUCAUCCACUUGCUCACCACACAAGGUUCCUAUUCCCUUCGUAUCAAACUCCAAGACUGGGAAAACAAUGAGGCGUAUGCCCUGUAUGACCACUUUCAAGUAGGCCCUGAGGAGCAUAACUACCGGCUUUAUGUGAGGCGAUACAGUGGCACAGCUGGACGUACAAGCAGCCUGAGUCCGUUGGGAACAGAAUUCAGCACUAAGGACGUUGACAACGACCGCUGUGCAUGCAAAUGUGCGCAGAUGGCAGGUGGAGGUUGGUGGUUUGAUGCUUGUGGACCCUCGAACCUGAAUGGCAUUUACUAUCCACCCACCCCUGCCCUGAUCAGAUACAAUGGCAUGAAGUGGCACUACUGGAAAGGACCCAGCCACAGCCUCAAAAUGGCCAGCAUGAUGAUCCGACCUGUGGAUUUCAGAGAGGACUAAGGGAACAUACCAUAGGUGGCCAAAAGGAUGGGAUGGAUAGAUUGGGAUGGAUAGAUACAUUGUGAGAGGCACCACCAAGGCCCCAACGCAAAGGACUGGGGCUCCCUUCAGACGUGUGCAAACUCUCAGCGGAGGACGCUUGGUAUACUAGGAGCAUCACUAAACAUAUCCAGGGGCAGCCAUGUUAGCCAUGUAGUAAAGUACAAUAAUGUCCCAAACCCACAAAACAGCAACCUUUCAAAGUUUUACUGGUGAAGCUCUAGUGAAGCUUCAAAAAUUUGCAGCAUGGAUUUUUUUGCAUUUGCUUGGCCCAAUAAAUCUAUCACUGUUUUGUGGAUUUGGGAUGUUAUCGUACUUAUGAACACCACCGUAGUUCAUAUUGGAUACUACAAGGUACUGUUAUCACAAGGGGCAAUUGCCACAUAUAAUAAGCUCAAGAUGUCUCUCAGGUCUUCAUUUACUCUAUGCAGUUUUGACUGCAUGGUAUAUACUAUGAGGUCCACAACUUCAUAACUCUUUAAAGAUAAACUAUAAUGCUCCAGAUGCUUCACUCUUUCCUUCUUGGGAAAGAAUCCCAGCUCCUUGAUCAUUUUCAAUAGCUUUCUCUCUCUUUUGCACCAGCUGUGCAAAAUCGUUUGGCAAACAGAUAACCACAAUGGUCCAAAUACGGCCAUACCCCAGGUUUACAUCAAGCUUUUACAAUACUAAGCCAUUCUGAGACAAUUCCAUAAUAAUUAUAUGUAAAUAAAUGCCUGGGAAAAUGCAGAUAAGCUUAAAAUUUAUUGGGUAAUAACAUUCUGGCCUCUGCCUUCACUAGUAUCUGUUGCAGAUUUAAAGGCAAACAUGUGAGCCAAGGUUUCACCACCAUAAUAAAAGCCUGAAUAACUUAUUGCAGCUCAAGAUAUCUUAAUUUAAAUACCUACAUCCUUGCAAACCUGUAAGUCUUUCUAGUAGAAAAAUCACCUAGACAUACUGGGCCAUGAGAGACAAGAGAGAACAUCUGGUCAUUAGAGUCUUAAACUGGGAAGAUACAUAUUUUACCCAGGAUUUAAAUUCUCUCUUUCCUCACCUCUCUAGUACUUUUGUAGAUUUGGACAUCUUGCUGCGAAUUCUCUCCUCCUCCAUAUUCUUAGAAGAAUUAUGGCCUUCACUUCCAGAGCGUGUUGUGAAAUGAAAUUGUUUUAGAAAUAGAAGCAGAAGUUGAUUUAUCCACUAAAUGAUGUCAGCCUCGGUUUGGUCAGUCAUCUGUCCACAACAUUAUAGUGAUAAUCUAAAAUUUAGAAACAUAGCCACGUUAGUCUGGAAUAUCAGUAUGCAAUGGGAACUUGCAGCACCUUUGAGACUGUGUGAAAAGUUGUAGUAUAAGUUUACAUAGAUGUAAGUCUAUGAAAGCUCAUGCUACCACGAUGGGCCUUUGGUAUCUGCUGUGGCUUGGUUCCAGGAUCCCUGUGGAUACCAAAACGCAUGGAUGCUCAAGUCCCACAAAAUACAAUGGCAUAGUAAA
Sceloporus undulatus (fence lizard) is the source of this 3260-nucleotide messenger RNA. RefSeq names its product angiopoietin-2-like. The record is from RefSeq and is a predicted model, not a curated record. Bases 242 to 1756 code for a protein of 504 amino acids. Lineage: Eukaryota; Metazoa; Chordata; Lepidosauria; Squamata; Phrynosomatidae. Gene Ontology annotation, biological process: Tie signaling pathway. Gene Ontology annotation, molecular function: receptor tyrosine kinase binding. The transcript has 9 exons.